UAAAAACCUUCCAGAAAAGGUCUUGCGGUUCCCGAAUCGGAGGGGCGAAUGAAACCCUAACCCCCUUGCGUUCUUGUUCGCCAUGGGGUGGGAGAUGGAGGAGGAGAUCGAGGCGGUGAUGGAGAGGAUCUGGGACCUCCACGACAAGAUCAGCGACGCCAUCCACGCCCUCUCCCGCGCCCACUUCCUCCGCUCCAUCAAGUCCCUGGCAAAGUCCGACGCCCGCGCCGUGGAGACGGCGGCGGGGCCCUGCUGCGGUGACGGGAAGGGAGGGUUCGUGUUCACCAAAUAUUUUCUGGCGGCUGCGGAGGACGGCGCCGCGAUGGCGGCGGAGGCGAGGAGUCUCGACGCCAUCAGAGCCGCCCUCGAGAACCUCGAGGAUCAUUUCGAGUUCUUCCAUACUGUGCAAUUACAGCAGCGAGCAGAACGAGAUGCUGCUGUUGCCCAAUUAGAGCAAAGUCGCAUUGUUCUUGCCAUGAGAUUGGCAAAUCAUCAAGGAAAAAAGUACAAAGUCAUAGAAGAGGCCUUGGUUUUUGUCGGCGAUGUGCAUGAUAAGGGCUGUUUUAUAACACCAGAGGCCCUCUAUGACAUGCCAAGGAGUCAAUCUGGUGAUAAUUUGGAAGAUUACGAGGAGAGAAGGUCUAGCAUUUUCCUGCAAAUGGUAGUAUCAAGUUUGUCUUUAGCUAAAAGGACAUUCAGAUUGGAGAAUAUCAGUGGUGUUUUUAGCCAUGCUGCUAUUUUUGCUGCGAGUAUGCUUGCUUUUCUGCAGCUUCAUCAAAUUUCCUCUAAGAGCUGCAGUCCACAGAUGCCGGACCAACUAUCUUGCAAGAGAAGUGAGCGGAAUACUUGGGUUUUAGAUAAUUCUUCUCAAAAUGGUGAGAUAAAGCAUCUUGAUGUUUUGUCAGCUCGGGGUUAGGUUGAAGAACGUAAUCAGUCCAUGUGUUUUGAGGUUGUCAAAAUCUUGUCCUAGAAACUUUUAGCAGUCAUUUCUGUUGUUGUUGCAUGUAAGUUGACGUCAUUAUUUCCCAGCUAUGUGUUUUCUUGUUCUUUGAUUGCCUGAUAUCAACCUUACUUGCACUACCUUAUCUUUGGUUGGAUAUUGUAAUCAAACUAUAGAUAAUUCUCUUGCCUGACUGUAGCCUGAUUUGACGUUUAAUUUGCUAGUACUGUUGAAUAAAUUAUUUUGGUUGG
This is a messenger RNA of Musa acuminata subsp. malaccensis (wild Malaysian banana), 1191 nucleotides long. RefSeq names its product plastid division protein PDV1. The record is from RefSeq and is a predicted model, not a curated record. NCBI's taxonomy places the organism in Eukaryota, Viridiplantae, Streptophyta, Magnoliopsida, Zingiberales, Musaceae. Gene Ontology annotation, biological process: chloroplast fission.